Messenger RNA from Cheilinus undulatus (humphead wrasse), 1477 nucleotides. RefSeq names its product RAD51 paralog D (gene rad51d). Lineage: Eukaryota; Metazoa; Chordata; Actinopteri; Labriformes; Labridae. The record is from RefSeq and is a predicted model, not a curated record. The transcript has 11 exons. Gene Ontology annotation, molecular function: ATP-dependent DNA damage sensor activity; four-way junction DNA binding; single-stranded DNA binding. The coding region runs from base 292 to 1302 and encodes 336 amino acids. Gene Ontology annotation, cellular component: centrosome; Rad51B-Rad51C-Rad51D-XRCC2 complex; replication fork. Gene Ontology annotation, biological process: DNA strand invasion; telomere maintenance; reciprocal meiotic recombination.
ACAUAUCAACGUGCCAGCAGGAGUUUGGGAAGUAAGACGACAAGUUUGGAGUUUAGCUUCCAUUUGUUGGUCGUUAAUACUGUCGCGGUUUCUCUGCGUCAACAUUAGAGGACGGGUCAAGAAAGUCACUUUCUGCCGUUACCGAUAGACCGAACAGAAAAGUUAGCUAUGUAGUUUAGCCGCAAAGCUAAAAACAACUGCAGCUAGCUGGAGCUCUACGAGCAGCUCACGCUUCUAAAUGUAAUUGCUGUAUGGUCAGUUUAACAAGUUAGAAAUGAACAACGUGAGACCAUGGUAGUCCUGAGAGAGGGGAUGUGUCCUGGGCUGGAUGAGGAUUUAGUCCGCGACCUGCGUGCUGCUGAUGUUAAAACAGUAGAAGAUCUGGUCUCAUCUGACAUUGAGGAUCUGGCACAGAAAUGCUCUGUGUCUUACAAGGCUCUGUUUGCCAUCCGUCGAGUGCUGCUGGCCCAGCACACAGCGUUCCCUGUGUCGGGAGCUGAUCUGUACGAAGAACUAUUGAGCUCAACAGCCAUCCUCUCGACUGGAAACCCCAGCUUAGAUAAACUGCUCGAUUCUGGCUUGUAUACUGGAGAGAUAACAGAGCUGUCAGGAGGCCCAGGAACUGGAAAAUCUCAGGUGUGUUUUGCUGUGGCAGCACACAUCUCCUACCAUCUGAAGCAGAGUGUGAUAUUUAUCGAUACGACAGGAGGAUUCACUGCCAACCGCUUGCUUCAGAUGCUACAAACUGAAACAAGUAACACACAGGAGCAGAUGGAAGCUCUUCAGAGGAUCCAUGUCUUCCGCUUGUUUGACGUCUACGCUUUACUUGACUGUCUGUACGGUCUUCGUGGUGGCGGGCUUCAGCAGACGUCCGUCGGCGGUGGAUCUGUCAAGGCGGUGAUCGUGGACUCGGUGUCAGCUGUUAUCUCUCCUCUACUGGGAGGCAAACAGAAUGAAGGCAUGUCCUUGAUGAUACAAGUGGCAGGAGUUCUUAAGACGAUGGCAAAGGACUUCAACAUCGCUGCUUUGGUUACAAACCAUGUCACAAGGAGUAGCAGUGGGGAGGUGCAGCCAGGCCUAGGCGUGUCAUGGAGUCACAUCCCCAGAACCAGAGUCCUGCUGGAGCGUGUGGUGGAGAGAUCAGCGGUUUUCAGCCCCUCCAGUCUGCGCUCUGCAACACUGAUCAAGUCUUCCAGACAGCCGUGUUGCAUCAAAGGAGAGUUCGACUUGCAGUGGUGGAGUCGCUCUAAAGAAGAAACAGCGUCCUCAGGAAAGAGAAAACUUGACGAGACUGAUUCCUGAUGAGAGAAAUGCUAAUCUUCUGCCUGCAUGUUCCAUCAGAGGGGGGUACAACACGCCUCUUGCGGAUACAUUCCCAGAUCCAGUUGGAAGAGACUUUCUGGGCCUGACUGUCCUCGUCAGGUUCAGCCAGCGUGUGUGUGGCUGAGGCGGCGUCAUAGUCCGCUACCAGGUCUCC